AUGUAAUAACUGAGGAGGCAGUGUGUUGGUGUCGGUCUUAUUUCACUGUAACACCUGGCUUUAUUCAAGCCCCAGCUAGCCUACGCUUUUCCCCAAAGAGGAUGGCGGAUGACACGGAGGAUGUGGAGCUGGAUUUUGCUGCUGACGAGCAGGAGAGGGCGCGGAGAAGCGCAGUCAUAAGACACCCCCUUGCCUCCUUUUUCCACCUGUUCUUCCGGGUGGUUGCCAUUGUUGCCUAUCUUCUCAGUGACUGGAUCAGCGAGAACUUUGCAUCUUGUUUUGUGCUAAUCAUCACUCUGCUAUCUUUUGACUUCUGGUCUGUUAAGAAUGUGACUGGCAGGCUGCUGGUCGGCCUGCGCUGGUGGAAUCAGAUUGACGACGAUGGAAAAAGCCUCUGGGUGUUUGAAGCCAAAAAAGCCUCCCGCGACAAUAACAUUGGGACAGAAGCAGAGGCCAGGAUAUUUUGGCUGGGUCUCAUCAUCUGCCCUCUCAUAUGGAUAUGUUUCUUCUUCACCUCCCUGUUCUCCCUGAAGAUUAAAUGGCUGUCACUUGUGGUAGCUAGUAUUUCUCUCCAAGCGGCCAAUCUCUAUGGUUACCUCCGCUGCAAGGCAGUGGGAGAGGAUGGCCAGCAUGCAGACUCUUUCACGGGGCAGCACCUCCUGCAGCGUCCAGAUAUCAUCUUUGGAAUACUGUGAAGAUUACCUCGGCCCGUAAAGCCACUCUGUUGUGUUUGUGUGUGUUUAAAUGUGUGUGUCUUUGAGUGUGUUAGCGAGUGGGAGAAAGAGAGAGAUAGAUGAGAGCUGCCUCAUCUCCAAAGUUCCCAUUGCAUAUACUUGAAUGGCUGUGUGCCUUGUGCAUGCCUUAUGCAGCUGACUGUUCACUUCACAUGAUGCCCGUGGAUCAGUCUGGCAAUUAUGUCAAUAAAAGAAAGUGCAUUUUAAAA
This is a messenger RNA of Notothenia coriiceps (black rockcod), 943 nucleotides long. Its product is annotated as Golgi apparatus membrane protein TVP23 homolog A. The coding region runs from base 102 to 695 and encodes 197 amino acids. Gene Ontology annotation, cellular component: Golgi membrane. Lineage: Eukaryota; Metazoa; Chordata; Actinopteri; Perciformes; Nototheniidae. The record is from RefSeq and is a predicted model, not a curated record. The transcript has 7 exons. Gene Ontology annotation, biological process: protein secretion; vesicle-mediated transport.